Messenger RNA from Lepisosteus oculatus (spotted gar), 1281 nucleotides. RefSeq names its product ISG15 ubiquitin like modifier (gene isg15). Gene Ontology annotation, biological process: protein ubiquitination; modification-dependent protein catabolic process. The record is from RefSeq and is a predicted model, not a curated record. Gene Ontology annotation, cellular component: cytoplasm; nucleus; cytosolic small ribosomal subunit. Gene Ontology annotation, molecular function: structural constituent of ribosome; ubiquitin protein ligase binding; protein tag activity. NCBI's taxonomy places the organism in Eukaryota, Metazoa, Chordata, Actinopteri, Semionotiformes, Lepisosteidae.
CCAAGAAAAAUGGAAAACGAAACCUUUUGAAGAUGGAAAACGAAAGUUGGCGAUCAUAUGCUGAGUGACGUAGAGAAGGGGGCAGGACUUCACUGUAAAACAGCUUUUAUAAACAGCUGUGGAGCCACAGUACUGUACCAUUCGAGGUAGAGACCGAGCACCUGAAAAGACGUUUGCGGCAAAAGACAACCUUUGGCAGCCGAUCGAAUUUUAUUCUGUGCGCUACGACUUUAUUUGAGAUAAAGCAGCGGCUCAACACAUCUGCUUGCAAUGGAGCUGACAAUCAAAUUCAUGGAAGGAACGACUUUUACCCUGUCUGUAAAUCCGGGCGUCACCGUUGGUGAGCUGAAGAGGGUGAUCGCCCACAAGGCGAACGCGCUGCACAGUAACCAGCGAUUGGUCGUGCAGAACGGGAGCAGAAGAGAUCUCGACGACGACACGAAGACCCUGAGUGCAUAUGGACUGAGAUCCGGAGACGUCGUCGCGGUUCUCGUCAUCGCCGAGCAACGACCCUUCCAGAUCUUCCUGAGGAACGACAGGGGUCAGACGCACACCUACGACGUAACCCCUGAUAUGACCGUGAAAAAGUUUAAAUCCAAAGUUCACGAGGUGGAGAGAGUUCCUGUAGACCAACAAAGGCUCAUCUUUGGAGGCAUACAGAUGGAAGAUGGCAAGACCCUGGAGUAUUACAAGAUCAAGCCAGAGUCCACUAUAUUUUUAGACCUUCGUCUGAGAGGCGGUUAAUUGUUAUAGACGAGCUUGUUUGUUUCCCACUAUAAAGACUUCUCUCGAUGUUUAACGUAUUAAUAGUACCAUUCCUGAGCGAAAAAUAGACUUCUGUUUGUAUUUUUCAUUGAAGCGGGGGUGCUAAUUGGGAGCCAUUUCUUGAUGACGGCUCCUCCGGUUUAAAAUCCAUGAAAAAAUAGUAUAUGACGUUUGUCUUAAUACCGUAUUUAUAGUAAACUUAUAAAAAAAAGUCUUAUUUUUUUAUUUGUAUUCACAAUUCUAUGGUGUAAAUUAUUAUUUUUUCAUUUGGUUUCCCGUGGCUGUAUUAAUGUACGAACAAGAAUAGAAGUCUGUUUAUCAGUUUAAACCGGGGUUCACUAGUUCUGGUCCUGGAGAGUUUUAGUGUUAUAGGGCACAUGUUUUUAAAGACUGACAACUAAUCUGUUGGCAUCUGCUCUCUAUACUUUUGCUUUUACUGUGUUAAAGAUUAAUGCUUGUAUAUUGCUUAUAUUUUAAAUAAAAUAUAGUAUAUGGAUAAAAAUCCAUGGAAGUCAA